AUGGUCCUCAAACUCUAUGGAUCUGCCAUGUCCACUUCGCGUGUCUUGGUCACAAUUCUAGAGAAGGAAUUACCAUACGAACUCAUCUUCAUCGACAUAGCAAAGGGUGACCAGAAGAGCGAAAGCUACCUGAAGCUACAGCCAUUUGGCAAGGUGCCUGUGCUUGAAGAUGAUGGUUUUUUGAUAUUUGAAAGCAGGGCUAUUUGCAAGUAUCUUGCCAGGCAAGUCCAAGGCCACCGGUAA
Messenger RNA from Penicillium manginii, 243 nucleotides. RefSeq lists its product as uncharacterized. Gene Ontology annotation, cellular component: cytoplasm. NCBI's taxonomy places the organism in Eukaryota, Fungi, Ascomycota, Eurotiomycetes, Eurotiales, Aspergillaceae. The record is from RefSeq and is a predicted model, not a curated record. The coding region runs from base 1 to 243 and encodes 80 amino acids. Gene Ontology annotation, molecular function: glutathione binding; glutathione transferase activity. The transcript has a single exon.